AUGCACCCAAAUGUGUUCCUACAACUAGCUAAAGAACUUGAAUUACAAUAUGGAUUGGAGUCAAGUGUUAAAAUGCUAGUUGUUGAAAAGUUGGGGAUCUUUUUAUACACCCUUGCCUUAGGUGUGUCCAAUAGAGAUGUUGGGGAGAGAUUUCAACGACUUGGAGAUACGAUUAGUAGAGCUUUUCAUGAAGUUCUAGAAGCAAUAACUCCUAGAGGCAAAAGAUUCAAAGGUUUGGCACGUGACAUUAUACAACCAAAAGAUCCAACCUUUCAAUUUAUACCUUCACAAAUCAAGAACAAUAAAAGAUACAUGCCCUAUUUUAAGCGACAUGCAUCACUGAAGCUUAACAAUUGUGUUACAUUGGUAGAAAAGGGAUACCUACUUAAUGUAAUGGCAACUUGUGAUUUUGAUAUGUGUUUUACCUUUGCAUCUGUUGGGUGGGAAGGAUCUGCACAUGACACGCGUGUGUUCCUUCAUGCUAUUAACACGCCAUCAAUGAACUUCCCCAAACCACCUGAAGAACAUCCUGAUUGUAUACCAAUUGAUGAACUUCGUGAUGUUCGUGGUAGUGACACGAGUAGUGAAGAAUUUUACGAAGGAUCUAAUAAUAUGAAGCGUGUUCGUAAUGAUAUUGCGACUUUAAUAUGGAAUGCUUGGCAUCUUGGGGUUGUGAAGCAGAACAUUAAAAAGAUGAGGGAAAUGGAUUAUUUUGUUGUUGCUGCUAAUGAGUAUGAGGAGAAACCUAGAAGUGAGCCAUGUUUGCUGUUAAUGGUGGAUACUGCAAGAAAAUGUAAAAUUUCAAAUUUAACAAACGAUUAA
Lactuca sativa (garden lettuce) is the source of this 822-nucleotide messenger RNA. RefSeq lists its product as uncharacterized. NCBI's taxonomy places the organism in Eukaryota, Viridiplantae, Streptophyta, Magnoliopsida, Asterales, Asteraceae. The record is from RefSeq and is a predicted model, not a curated record.